AUGUCCAAGUUCAAAUGCUUGACCACGCCCAUCUCGAUCGCGCCUGCUGCAGAUGUUCAGGUCCUGCUCUGCGGCACUCACGCCUGCGUAUUGUCGGGGUCGCUGCGGCGACGGAACUGCGGCGGUGGCCGCGAGGCCGGCGCCUUCAGCCAUGGACCUGGCGGCGCUGGCGAGGUGCCGGAGCCGACGCCACGGGCGCAGCAGCUUUGGCGGGACGCCAAGGGCGGCCCGACCAACCUCGCGGCGCUCGCGCGAUCGGCCCCCGCGCCGCAGCGCACCGCGGCGGCGCCCCGGAGGGGCGCGCGCGCUGGCGGCGCGGAGCCCCCGCCGCCGGCGCCGCCGGCAACGGGCUCGAGGGUCCUAUCUUUGAACCGCCGAUCCUCGCCGCUCGGCUCGGGGUGCUCGCUUCCGCUUGGCUCUGGCGGCGCGCUGCAAGGGCCGCCCAUCAGGCAGGAGGCGCCCGUGCAGCUGAUCGAGGUGGUCCGCGAGGGCAGCCGCUGGCAGUACCGGGUCAGCCAGGACGGCGCCCGGGUGCUCGAGAGCCACGGGGGCCGACGCAUCGCGGUGGCGUCCGUGUGCGGCCUCUACCGCACUGGCAAGAGCUACCUGCUGAACUUGCUGCUCGGCCGCGUGCAGCAGGGCCUUCCGCUCUUCCAGGUGGGCAGCACCACCAACGCCUGCACCGAGGGGCUGUGGCUGUGGGGCGCGGCGGACGAGGACGACCUGGAGGCGCCGCUGCUGGCCUUCGUCGACUGCGAGGGAUUCGGCAGCACCGACAGCGACCGCAGCCGCGACGCGCAGCUCAUGACCCUGUGCGCGCUGAUCUCGUCCGUGCUGGUCCUGAACACCAAGGGCGCCCUGAACGAAGGGGUCUUCAACUCCUUGGCCCUCACGUGCCGCUUCGCGGAGCAUAUCUUCGAAGAAACAACAUCGGUGAGCCGCCCAGCGCUGAUGUGGGUCUUGCGGGAUUUCAUGCUUGACCUCACCAGCCCGGACGGGCGCAGCAUCUCCCCCGACGCCUACCUGGAGCAGGCCCUGACCUCGUGCUCCGCCGCAGAGGUGGACGACGAUCGCGCCCAGGGCGCGAAGGAGGUGAAGGAUAGCUUGUUGCGCUUCUUCGACUCGCGGACGUGUUCGGUAUUGGUUAGGCCGGCCCACGAGGAGAGCCAGCUGCAGCAGCUGGAGAGGGUGCCGUACCGCGGCCUGCGCGAGGAGUUCCGCAGCGGCGUCGAGGCGCUGCGGGCGCGGAUCGAGGCGGCCUGCGCGGCGGGCCCGAAGAGCGUCGGGGGCCAGGCGCUCGGCUGCGGCGCCUUCGUGGCGCUGCUGGGCAAGCUGGUCGCGUCCAUCCGAGCGUCGGAUAUCGUUGCCCCUCGACAUCUGGGGCUCUUGGGAGAACGUCCGGCACGAGGCCUGCGGCGCCCUCGCGGCCGAGCUGGCGGCCGGCGCCGCCCAGAAGCUGCGCGGCAUGACCGCCGGGGGCCCCGUGCCAGGCGGCAGGCAGCUUCCGCUGCCUGACGGGGCCCUCCGCGAGGUUCGAGGCGCAGAGCACAUUUAUUGGUGCCACCCC
Messenger RNA from Prorocentrum cordatum, 1567 nucleotides. Lineage: Eukaryota; Dinophyceae; Prorocentrales; Prorocentraceae. The record is from the annotation of a GenBank genome assembly.